GCCUUGUGUUCGGGCUUUGACUACAGCUUUGGGGGUUGUUGCUUUGUAGAUGCUCGCCGUGGAUUCUGCUCGUUGACGAUCACGUUGACUAGAUCAAGCCAAUUGCUUAAUGUCCGGACUCAAAAACUCUCCCUUUGGCAAGCGACUACGCGCGACACAUCAAGACAACGAAGAAGACGGUCCACGAAGAAACCGACAACGCGUUAACCCAAUUUUCUAUACCGCCACAUCGUCGACAACAAAGGACGCGACGCCAGAAUCGCCUGUUACGACGCGCGACAUGUACGGGGACAGAUUUGUGCCAUCUCGGGAUGCUGGGGAUAUGCGAACGAGCUAUCACUUAAUGGAUGAAAGCGGUCCUUCAACACCUUCAAAAUCUAGAAUUAUACCAACAGAAUCAGAUGCAUUGAAGGAACAAGCAAACGCAAUAUUCACAUCCAUCCUGCACACAGAAGUAACUCCCCCUUCCCCACGUCGACCCACCUCACCCCAACGACCUACAACUUCCUCAAGUGCAACAACAACUCUCCCACCAAGUACUCCCACCCGAAAGCGCAUAUUCCAUUACACAUCACCCGCCACAUCAGCAAACCCCAGCACACCAACCCGCAGACUUGACACUCCAACAGACGAAGCCUAUUCCAUGAGCCCCGUCCGUGCAGAAUCUCGUCAACUCCUCGAGUCCCCCCGCAGACAACUCCGCAGCGUCUGCAAAACGCCCUAUCGCGUUCUCGACGCACCAGAUCUUGCGGAUGAUUUUUACCUUAAUCUCGUAGAUUGGAGCAAUACGAAUGUACUCGGCGUUGGACUAGGAAGCUGCGUGUACUUAUGGACAGCACAUAAUGCAGCUGUUUCCAAGCUAUGCGAUUUAGCAGGUUCAAAUGAUACAGUCAGCUCCGUCUCAUGGGUCCAAAAGGGCACGUUGCUUGCUAUUGGAACUCUUUCGGGUAGAAUGCAUAUCUACGACGCUAAUACUCUCCAAGUUCAACGCUCAUACAACAACGCCCACACUCAACGUAUCGGUGCUCUCGCUUGGAAUUCACAUAUCCUUUCAUCAGGCUCACGAGAUCGUAUGGUGCACCAUCGAGACGUCCGAGAGCCCACUCACCGUCCGUUCAAGCGGUGUGCGGGGCACAGACAGGAAGUGUGUGGGUUGAAGUGGGCUAGGGAUGGCGGGCCGUUGGCAAGUGGGGGGAAUGACAACAAAGUGUGUAUAUGGGAUCUACGAGGUUCGAAACGCGCUUCUGUUUCUGGAAGUUCGACGUCAGGAUCAGGGAGUGUGGAAGACGCAGGAGGAAGCGGAAGCGGAGAUGCGCCACUCUGGAAAUUCCACGAGCACACAGCAGCAGUCAAAGCACUCGCCUGGGAUCCACAUGUGAGUGGGGUGUUGGCGACUGGAGGAGGGACGCAAGAUAAACAUAUUCGAUUUUGGAAUACGUUUAAUGGGACGAUGCUUAGUGAGCUUGACACUGGGAGUCAGGUCUGCAACUUAAUAUGGUCCUUAACUUCCCACGAACUCGUCAGCACCCACGGCUUUAGCAGCACCACAGCCCAAAACCAAAUAUGUAUCUGGAAAUACCCGACGCUGAAUAUGGUGGCGUCUUUGACGGGGCAUACGCAUCGGGUGUUGUAUCUCGCUAUGAGUCCUGAUGGUGAGUCGGCUUCUCUUUGAUUCCAUCCAGUGGGUGGUGCUGGAGAUGAGAUGCUGGGGUGCUGGGGUUGUAACGUCCAAUGGUGCUGGGAUGAGAUGCUGAUUUAUGUUCCUAGGUGAAACAAUCGUAACAGGUGCUGGGGAUGAGACGCUUAGGUUCUGGAAUGCGUUUCCGAAGAAGGAGGGCGGGGAGAAGCGGGAGACGAGGCUGGAUUAUGGGAGGCUUAUCAG
This is a messenger RNA of Suillus subaureus, 1882 nucleotides long. Its product is annotated as WD40-repeat-containing domain protein. Gene Ontology annotation, molecular function: anaphase-promoting complex binding; ubiquitin ligase activator activity; protein binding. Bases 110 to 1672 code for a protein of 520 amino acids. Gene Ontology annotation, biological process: positive regulation of anaphase-promoting complex-dependent catabolic process; positive regulation of ubiquitin protein ligase activity; anaphase-promoting complex-dependent catabolic process. Lineage: Eukaryota; Fungi; Basidiomycota; Agaricomycetes; Boletales; Suillaceae. The transcript has 4 exons. Gene Ontology annotation, cellular component: anaphase-promoting complex. The record is from RefSeq and is a predicted model, not a curated record.